UCGAAAUCCAACCUCUCUACAUCUGACCUAAUCCCCAUAAAUUUACCACUUCAAUUUCUUCCAUACCCAUCUCAAAUUUUCUCCUAAAUCCUCAAUUCCAUUUCUGGGUUUCUUCCUUCUCCAUUUCAAUCGAUCAAUUUGCUCAAGAAAUUGCUCAGAUCUAAUCCAACCAAAAUGGGAAGAGGAGGAGCCCUAAGUGAAGGUGUUUUGAAGAAGAUCAUCCUCUCUUACAGUUAUGUCGCUAUAUGGAUCUUCCUCAGCUUCACUGUCAUCGUCUACAACAAGUACAUACUUGAUCGCAAUAUGUACAACUGGCCUUACCCCAUUUCACUAACCAUGAUUCACAUGGGUUUCUGUUCUUCUUUGGCUUACAUUCUCGUCAGUAUACUCAAAGUUGUCGAACCAGUUCAAAUGACUCGUGAUGUUUAUCUCAAAUCUGUUGUUCCAAUCGGCUUUCUCUACUCUCUUAGCUUAUGGCUUUCCAAUUCUGCUUACAUUUAUCUUUCUGUUUCGUUUAUUCAAAUGCUUAAAGCCUUAAUGCCUGUUGCUGUUUAUUCUCUUAGUGUUUUGUUUAAGAAAGAGGGGUUUAAAGGUCAGACCAUGACUAAUAUGCUAUCAAUCUCUUUUGGGGUUGCUGUUGCUGCUUAUGGUGAAGCUAAGUUUAAUUCAUGGGGGGUUAUGUUACAGCUUGGUGCUGUUGUUUUUGAGGCUACCCGUUUGGUUUUGAUUCAGAUUUUGUUAACUUCAAAGGGGAUUUCGUUCAAUCCGAUAACAUCUCUUUAUUAUGUUGCCCCUUGCUGUUUGGUGUUCUUAUCUGUUCCUUGGAUCAUUGUAGAGCUUCCCAAAUUGAGGGAUACUUCUAGUUUCCAUUUCGAUUACUUCAUAUUUGGGACGAAUUCGUUGUGUGCGUUUGCUUUAAAUCUUGCUGUGUUUUUGCUGGUUGGGAAGACAUCUGCAUUGACUAUGAAUGUGGCUGGAGUUGUUAAGGAUUGGUUAUUGAUUGCAUUUUCGUGGUCUGUGAUUAAGGAUACAGUGACUCCAAUCAAUCUGUUCGGUUACUUGAUUGCUUUCUUGGGUGUUGCUUAUUAUAAUCAUGCCAAGUUACAGGCACUUAAGGCCAAAGAAGCCGAGAAGAAGGCGAGUCAUCUAGACGACGAAUCUGGCAAGUUAUUGGAGGAGAAAGAUGAAAAAUCUGCAAGAAAGAUGGAUUCUGAUAAAUGAUAUCAUCUUGCAGACUGCAAAUGGAGUGGUUUUUGCCACUAUUGAGCUUCAAUGAUGUUUAAUGAAGUAGGACAUAGGUAUCUUUUACACAAUGUAGCUUUUUAUUGUCUUCCAUCUUUAUCAGUUUCAUGUUAAUGGGUUUUUUAACUUUCAAGAUUUCUUUUCUGAUAUAUAUCUGCAAAUCCUCCAUCUGGAGUUUCAUUUGGGUGUUUGAUGUGUUCUGUCUUCAUCUUUAUCACAUUCAUGUUAAUGGGUUUUGUUAACUUUCAA
Molecule: messenger RNA, 1491 nt
Organism: Cynara cardunculus var. scolymus (artichoke)
Lineage: Eukaryota; Viridiplantae; Streptophyta; Magnoliopsida; Asterales; Asteraceae
Product: probable sugar phosphate/phosphate translocator At2g25520
Exons: 1
Coding region: 175-1221 (348 amino acids)
Cellular component (GO): Golgi apparatus; trans-Golgi network; endosome
Molecular function (GO): antiporter activity
Source: RefSeq, a predicted model, not a curated record